Molecule: messenger RNA, 1085 nt
Organism: Mugil cephalus (flathead mullet)
Lineage: Eukaryota; Metazoa; Chordata; Actinopteri; Mugiliformes; Mugilidae
Exons: 7
Coding region: 65-964 (299 amino acids)
Biological process (GO): homophilic cell-cell adhesion
Cellular component (GO): cell-cell junction
Molecular function (GO): ionotropic glutamate receptor binding
Source: RefSeq, a predicted model, not a curated record
AUUUGGACACCAGCUGGUAUGCAGGAGAGAGAGAGAGGCUGCCUCUCUGUCUUCCCUGUCAGCUAUGGCUACUUCGGGAAGAUGGAUGCUCUGGACCUUAUGUGUGUGUUUCACCGCUUGGGAGAAUGAUGCACUCAGGAUAAACAUGAGGGAAUCAUUUGUGGAGGUAGUCCGAGGGGAUUAUGUCAUCCUGCCCUGCUCCUUCUUUACCUCCACCCGCCUCUCCAGGCUCAACAUUAUCUGGACCAUGGCUCCCUUCUCCAGUCCAGACACACCAAUGCAGGUGAUAGUGUAUGACCACGGACAGGCCGUUGAAGACCCCUCCCUAACGGGCAGAGUGGCUUUUAGAGGUAUUCCGUCCAGUGCAGACAUCAUCCUGAAUGACACAAGAGUAUCCGAUGGUGGUAUUUACCACUGUAUGGUCAACAACCCUCCAGAGACUGCUGAUCCUGGUAUAGGAGAGCUGGUGCUCAGUGUUCUGGCACCACCAUCGCUGCCUGCGUGCCAGUGGGAUGGAGAUAUUGAUACGGGAGGAAGUGUCAGGCUCUCCUGCUCAGUGGCCGAGGGCAUCCCCACUCCAGAGAUUCACUGGGAUAAAGUUAAUCCAGAGGAAAUCUCACUUCCCAUCAACAUGGAGGGGGAUCUGUCGGGGUCGGUCCAGAUUGUCAACGUGUCAUCUCAAACGUCUGGCCUGUAUCGCUGCUCUGCCAGUAAUGUGCUGGGAACGGAGCACUGCUACGUCAACUUGUCCAUCUACGCCACCCCUGAGAGCUCCUCAGGAAUACUGCAGGCUGUGCUGCUGACCUUGUCCAUGAGCCUGGUGCUGCUGGCUUUGCUAGUGCUCGUCCUGUGGCUGCAGCACACUGGGCAGAACGGGAAGUGGCGUGAGAGGAAGGGAGAAGAUGAGAGGUGCUAUAACGAGAUCCGGUACACCCCAUCUCUGAUGAAGCGCUCCUUUGUUUGAUUGUUUGAAGACUUUUGGGACUCUUUGAUGUCAAGAUGAUAGGUUUUUCUUCUCCCUGAGACUACUGCAUGUUUCUGUUACAACAUUCCACAUUUUGAAAUAAAUGCAGUUGUCAGUGGUG